Molecule: messenger RNA, 2692 nt
Organism: Physella acuta
Lineage: Eukaryota; Metazoa; Mollusca; Gastropoda; Physidae
Product: carbonic anhydrase
Cellular component (GO): cytoplasm
Molecular function (GO): carbonate dehydratase activity; zinc ion binding
Source: RefSeq, a predicted model, not a curated record
CUCAGAUCUGUGUUGUAGAUGUUGUGUAGUGUAUAAUCGAUGUUGUGGAUGUUGUGUUUUCUACCCUACCAUCCUACAAGCUAAAGUUUUCUUCUACUGCUGUAGCAUGACGAAUCAAAACAAUCAGGAUUUUGAAAGGAUCUAGUGCGACACCUGCACAGGUUUCUGCCACCUGCCACAGGUGUCUGACACCUGAGGCAGAUCACUGACACAUUCAGCUGGGUGGAACAUGGACAAACACACCUGGACUAGACAGUAACCACGUGACAAGUGGUAUCGUUUUUUUCAGUUAACAUCGAUUCUCUAACUGAUUGGCGGGAAAUACAAGAACAUUUGGAUGAAAUAAAAAUCUUAAGCCCAUAAGGAUGGACUUGCCGAGGGCAAUGCUUGGCCAAAAGGAGGCGUGUCUCCCCCAUCAAAUCACCAGACAGACAUAAAGGCAAGAGAGAGGACGCAAUGCCACAUUGGGGAUACGAUACAGAGAAUGGCCCACACACCUGGGCUAAAGAGUUCCCCGAGGCAGGUGGCCCCCGCCAGAGUCCUGUGGACAUUGACCCUGGUCAAGCCAAGUUUGACGAGACCCUGGCCAACAACCCGCUGGUCAUCAACUACAAGACAGAGAGGAACCUCAGUGUCGAGAACAAUGGCCACUCAUACAAGGCCAACAUCAACGAGGAGUCCACUAUCAGCGGUGGCCCCCUGGGGAGCGGCAAGUACCGUCUGGUCCAGUUCCACUUCCACUGGGGCCGGGACGACAAGUGCGGCAGCGAGCACACGUACAAGGGCAAGAUGUACCCGUCUGAGCUCCAUCUUGUUCAUUACAACGCCGAGAAAUACAGUUCAUUCAAUGAGGCUGUAACACAACCUGAUGGCCUAGCUGUCCUUGGGGUUUUUAUAAAGGUCGGCACAGUUGACCACGAAGCUUUCAAGAUUCUCUCAGACAACGCCACGAGGGUCAAGUGUAAAUCUUUUAAAACUGAUACAGGCGCGGACUUUGACCCCUCAACUCUUCUGCCAGACAGCAUCAGCAACUACUGGACAUACGAGGGAUCGCUGACCACGCCCCCCUGCUGUGAGAGUGUCCAGUGGAUUGUCCUGCAACAGCCUAUCUCUGUCUCACCUGAACAGAUCCGCGCCUUCAGGAAUCUGUGCUGUGAUGAGAACGGCUCUAAAAGGAUCUUGGACAACUUCCGGCCCCCACUUCCACUGGGUGCCAGAGAACUUCGAGCCUCGUUCCAGUAACUUGUGGGAUGUGGGGACUGUGCGUGUAUGUGUAUGGUUGUAUGUGUAAGGAGUGUUUGGCUAUCCGUCUGUAGAGAGUGUGCUUUUAUGUGUGUGAUUGUAUGUGUGUGAUUGUAUGUGUGUGAUUGUAUGUGUGUGCUUGUAUGUGUGUGCUUGUAUGUGUGUGGCUGCGGGUCUGACCGACCUCUGGGUCAAGGUCAAGAGAACAAGGAGCAUCAGCUACAGCUUGUCUUUCAAACGUUGAAUGAAAUAGUUCUCUCACCUUGACCUUGGCAUCAAGCUAGUUUGUGAGUUCACGAGAAUAAACGAGAGUUUGUCUGAUGUUGUUGCCUGGUCUGUAUGUUGACAUCUGGUGAUGUAUGUUGACAUCUGGUGAUGUAUGUUGACAUCUGGUGAUGUAUGUUGAUGUUUAACUUAUUUUAACCUGGAUAUAAUUUUAAUUUUUUAUUUUUUUUACUUUUAUGUCAUUUAGAUGACACUCAAUGUCAUGUGUCAGAUCACGUGACACCUAUUGUCAUGUGUCAGACUAUGUGACUUGAACAGCCAAUCAGAGCAGUUUAAAAAAAGAUUUUUAUAUUCUUGUAUAACAUGGAGUUUGUUAAAACCUUGGAGAAUGUGCUUGCAUACAUCGUUGUAGUUUCAUGUAGAACUAAUUCAAUUAUGCAAUUUUUAAUUAGUUUUGUGACAUGACAUUUUUCUUGAGAUUUUACAACAAGAUCAUUGUCACGUCAUGUAUAUGUGUCGUCUUUACUCAUUUAGCAAAACAAUUUCAAUCGUUGGAUAUUGUACAUCUAAGAAUUUUGUUGUGAUUGUAAUAACUAAUUAUUUAAUUUUUACACAUGUAAAUGUACAAUAUAUAUAUAUAUAUAUAUAUAUAUAUAUAUAUAUAUAUAUAUAUAUAUAUAUAUAUAUAUAUAUAUAUAUAUAUAAUAUAUGCUUAUAUGCGGAGUUAUAGAAAAACAUUUUCUUUCUAUUGCCUCCCUUUGGUGUUGGAAUAUCGGAAUGAUGACGUUGUACUGAAACAUUUUACUAACGUGUGGUUUUUACCUCCCUUGUUGAAUGCCAAAUCUAUUUUUAGAGUUGACCCACCAUACUGUGAUUACAUGAAUGUUGCUAACCAGACCCCACCCCUCCACCCCCAUCCACUGCUAAUGGUCAGGUAGCUGACGAGCUUAGGUCGAGGAAUCCAUGCUUGACCCAGCAGAAUUUUGUUUAACCAAGUGUUUUCCAACGUUUCUGUGAUGACGUCAUAUACCUUGAUUAAGAGACUUAAUGUCUUGACGGAGAAAUUGUCAUGACUUAUGUUACCUGACUUAAGAGAAAUGUCAAAUAAUUUGUUGAUUGAAGCAUAAUUCGUUCCAUUAGUUAGAACUAUCUAUACAAUUUGUCUUAGAUAACUCUUUCAUUCCUAGAAUUUUUUUAAUUAGAUAUUAAACAAGAGUUUUUUUAC